Molecule: messenger RNA, 1215 nt
Organism: Cornus florida
Lineage: Eukaryota; Viridiplantae; Streptophyta; Magnoliopsida; Cornales; Cornaceae
Product: acid phosphatase 1-like
Exons: 3
Coding region: 276-1076 (266 amino acids)
Molecular function (GO): acid phosphatase activity
Source: RefSeq, a predicted model, not a curated record
UUUACUUUUCCUCACACGGCACUCUUCUUCUCUCUCAUCUGCAAAAACGUUACUGUUUCUAGGGUUUUUCUUAUCGGCAACAAGAAAAGCAUUGUCCCCAUUUCAAGACCUCUGAAAAAGGCGAAAACCCACUACGCAUUUCUUCAGAUUCUCUUAUCUAUUCUCUGUAAAUACAUACCAUACAAGUGUAUAUAUACACCUAUACACAUAAUAUACAUAUACGAGUUGUGAAUUCUUUUUGAUUUCUUUGAAGUAGAGAUUUUGUAGAUCCCAACAUGAUGUUUCUCAGGGUUUUCCUUAUCUUGUCUCUGUUUUCGAUCGGUUUUUCUCACGAAAAUUCGAACUCUCACCUGCUUCCGAGACCUUUGAUCCUCGAAUACACUGAAAACGUAGAAACCCAAUUCAGAGAAUCGGAAGAAGAAAUUCGGUUGCACUGUACCAGUUGGAGAUUCGCUGUUGAGACGAAUAAUUUGAGCCCGUGGAAGACAAUCCCACAGGAAUGUGCUGAUUAUGUGAAGGACUAUGUGACGAGUCGUGCUUAUAGAAUUGACCUGGAAAGGGUCUCCAAAGAGGCCGGAGAUUACGCGAAGAGCUUGGAAUUGAGUGGAGAUGGGAAAGAUGUAUGGAUAUUUGAUAUUGAUGAGACUCUGCUUUCGAAUCUUCCGUAUUAUGCAGAUCAUGGUUUUGGGCUGGAGGUUUUUGAUAGUGUGGAGUUCGAUAAAUGGGUUGAGAAGGGUGUGGCACCAGCUAUCGGGUCGAGUUUGAAGCUUUAUGAAGAGGUUUUGAAGCUGGGAUUUAAAGUUUUCUUGCUGACUGGGCGCAGUGAGAGGCAUAGAAGUGUGACUGUUGAGAAUUUGAUAAAUGCAGGAUUUCGGGAUUGGGACAAGCUUAUAUUGAGAGCCUUGGAGGACCAUGUGAAAUCAGCAACGAAUUUCAAGUCAGAGAAGAGAAGUGAGAUGGUAGAAGAGGGACAUCGGAUUCUGGGGAACUCUGGAGACCAGUGGAGCGAUCUAUUAGGAUACUCAAUGUCCAGGCGCUCAUUCAAGCUUCCAAAUCCCAUGUAUUACAUUCCCUAAUUGAACAGACUUUGACAUUUCCAAUUAAACAAAUAAAUGUGCUGGCAAAAUUGACAGGCCAGUGAUUCUUGUCGGUGUUUGUAUUCAGACUAAAGAUUUCUAUACUGAAAUAAUUGAUUAUACCGUAUUUCCAUUUUAA